This is a messenger RNA of Aspergillus novofumigatus IBT 16806, 2595 nucleotides long. RefSeq names its product Zn(II)2Cys6 transcription factor. Bases 111 to 2219 code for a protein of 702 amino acids. Lineage: Eukaryota; Fungi; Ascomycota; Eurotiomycetes; Eurotiales; Aspergillaceae. The transcript has a single exon. Gene Ontology annotation, biological process: positive regulation of transcription by RNA polymerase II. Gene Ontology annotation, cellular component: nucleus. Gene Ontology annotation, molecular function: zinc ion binding; transcription cis-regulatory region binding; DNA-binding transcription factor activity, RNA polymerase II-specific. The record is from RefSeq and is a predicted model, not a curated record.
CUAGUGGUUCGGUAACACAUUUUUGCGUUUCUGCACAAGAUUUAAAGAUUUUCCAGACUAACUUACAUCACUGUUCGUCAUCUGCGAGGAGACCUUGACGGGCGGCAACCAUGCAAGCGGACCUUCCCAGCCGAGCAGAAGGUGAGACAAAUUCAGUAUCGGAUCGGACAGGAGAAAGAGAGGCCCGGAGGUGGAGAAGGACGAGAUCAGGAUGCCUGAAUUGCCGGAGGAAGCGGAGAAAGUGCGAUGAGGGAAAACCAACGUGCCUCAGAUGCCGGAAGAGAAGGGAGACCUGCCAGUGGGGGAUGCGAGUCACUUUCCGGGAAGCGAACACGCAGAUGCUGGUGCACAAUUCACGACAGUCGAAUGAUCGGACGCACAAAUCCUUCAAGAUUAUGGACGUUACCUCUGAGGUGAUACGCGACUAUCAUCAGUCUUCUCCCGUCGGUGAAAUUCAGCAUCCUCUACUCGAUCAGGGAUCUGCCACUCCUCCGCACCAUAUGCGGGACCCAGGACGGCGUGAAGAAGAGGCCGGGUGUGACCUACCCAUAUUCAGCACCAGCGCCUCGCAGCCUCCUAACUCCGAUGAUUCUGAGCGUGUUUCAGAAGACCUUUCGGAUGGUCGCGAGCAUUCCAGGGAUUCGUCUCCGAACCAGUCAGGGGACAUGCCAAACACGAGACUAACGGACCCCGAGGGUCGAACAGAGCUGGGUCAGCCCAGCGCUGCUGGGGAUUUAGUGGAUAGCAACUCGUGGCUACAGCAAAUACUGCUCAAAUCGCCUGCCGUGCUCGCUCCUGGUCCAGACCUAGAUGCGAACACCUCCCCUCUGCUGCAACGGUUUCCUGAGUGCUGGGAUUCCACCGAUAUGAGUCGCGAGGAUGGCGUCUUCCAGCCGGGUUCCGACUAUCUCGAACUGCACUCCACCUUGAGAAACCAUCUCAUGCAGGAAGCGCGAUCCCGUUAUCCUUCUCGGCGAAGCUCUACGGACGGCCCGGGUCCAGCUCGAACGACUCUCGGGCGCGACGGUUUCACUACGGUCCCGGUUCUACCGCUCAGAGAUUACGAAGAUUUUAGCCAGAUCUCCAACGAUCAAAUUCCCGUGGAUCUGCCCAAGGAUGUGGAGUAUAUUUUGUGGAAGAACUGGCUGGAAGAGAUCGCCCCAUGGCUGGACAAGUUUGACAGUCAACGCCAUUUUCAAUAUACUCUUCCCGUGGUGGCACAAUCCCACGACCACCUCCGGUACGCCAUGUUAGCCGUAUCUGCCCGCCAGCAAGAGCAGAAAGACAAGACAUUGCCCAUUGAGCGCAGUUUAAUGCUCUACCAUAAAGCGAUCCAGCUUCUCCUCCCACAGCUUCCAACGAGAUCCACCGCUGUGAUCGGGUCCUGCGUGGUCCUUUGUGUGCUGGAGAUGCUCAGCUGUGCCCCGAAGGCCUGGCGACGGCAUCUCGACGGAUGCGCGCACUUGAUGCAAGCAGUGGGUAUCAAUGGCUUCGUCGGAGGUGUUGAGCAGGCACUCUUUUGGUGCUUCGCCCGGAUGGAUGUAUGCGGCGGCUUGAUUUCCUCCAUCAAGACACUGAUCCCGGUCGACCAUUGGGCUUCCAGGAUUGACCUCAAUACAGACAUCGGACUCUUUCAGUCCAUGUCCGCAUUUGAAGCCUGCGCAAACCAAGCCGUCUACCUGUGUGCGCAGACCUUGGAUCUCCUGGCGCCAUCCCACUUGCUAGGACGAGGGGCGAGUGCCCGGUGCGGCCCCUGCGACAUAGCCUACGUGGAACGAUGGUUGAAGCUGUGGCGUUACAUGGAAGACUGGCAGGUCAAACGGCCAAAAGAGAUGAAACCGAUCGUCAACUUUCCCUCUACGGAUCCAUUCCCCACGAUUCUUUUCAGCAAUGCAGCGGCAAUAUCCGGAAAUCAGCUCUAUCACACCGCGGCAAUAUUACUGUUGCAGUCCAAGCCGGCCAAUAUACGACUAGACCCGAAGCCACGGUCGAUCCUGUGGCAUGCCCGCCAGAUCUGUGGCAUCUCCAUGAGCAAUGACCAUCACGGUGCGUGGACCAACUCGAUCCAACCGCUGUGGAUUGCCGGCCAAUGGAUGAGCCACCCGAGCGAGCAUCAGGCAAUUCUGGGAUUACUUGAAAGAAUCGAACAAGAGAGUGGCUGGCCUACCAAGUGGCGGGCGAUCGAUCUUCAAGAGUUUUGGGGAGAUUUGUCGCAAUAAUGUCCUUUGCCAUCCGGUGUAACUGUCGAAGUGUAGCCGGACAUUUAGUGUUACAUCCGAUUUAAGCUAUCCACCGUACGCUCCGAUGUGUCCUUGUGCAAGGCUUACAGAGUCCAUCGAGGUACUUUUCUGCCUCCUUAGUGCCAUCCCUUGAUGAACGAGCAGAUGUCCUAGGGGGUUAAAACGAAGCACAAUAAGCUUUUGGAAUUGAAUUGACUAUAGAGUGCAAAUUGCCUUAUAUGUUACAUCCGUGAUUGUUAAUUAAUGGCGCACCGGGUUCAAGUCCCUGAAUUCAUCUCGCAAGCUUUCAAUCCCGUCGCGCUGAACCUCGUCCACGAGCUUUGCCACCUCUGGUGCAAUCACAUGCUCAUCGAAU